Cyanistes caeruleus (blue tit) is the source of this 1159-nucleotide messenger RNA. The record is from RefSeq and is a predicted model, not a curated record. NCBI's taxonomy places the organism in Eukaryota, Metazoa, Chordata, Aves, Passeriformes, Paridae.
GGCUGCGUCGGCCGCGUGCAGGACGCCCACCAGCAGACCCAGGCCCUCUGUGAGGAGAUCCGCGGGCGGCUGGGAGAGCUGGACGGUGCCCUGGAGAGCGGGCAGCGGGUCCUGGAGAUGGUGACAGGGGAGGAGGCCCAGCUGACGCAGGAGAAGAUGGAAUCGCUGAGGAUGAGGUACCUCAUCGUGGGCCAGAGCAGUGCUGACACCGCACACCGGCUGGGGCAGACCCUGGAGGCCUCGUCUCGCCUGGGCACGGCCCCUGAGGACCUGGCACUGUGGCUGAGCCGCAUGGAGAAGGAGCUGGGCGAGCAGGAGGGCCAGCAGGAUGGCCAGGAGCCCUCAGUCACUGCCAGUGACAAGGAGAAGUUUGAGCAGGUCCUGGAGUCCCAGCUCAGCCGUGUGGCUGGGCUGGGCGAGCGACUGGAGGAGAUCGGCCGCGUGCAGCUGGAUGCUGAGGCUCUGCGCUCGCAGCUCUCCGAGCAGAAGCUGCUCUCCGCCGAGAUCCUGCACUGCCGGGGCCUGGUUGAGCGUCUGCUGGGCUUCUCGGAGCCGCUGCUGCGCUGCUGCCCCGAGCCCCUGCGGCAGCGCCUUCAGCCGUCCGUGCAGGCGCUGCGGGAGCGCACGGAGCAGCUCUCCCUGCGCAGCGGCGCCUGUGCCGUGCAGCUGGAGCACGCCCAGUCCCUGCUCGCACAGUUCUCCGAGGCCCUCGAGGAGCUGCUGCCCUGGCUGGAGGAGACGCAGGCUCUGGGCGUGCAGCUCUCCCCCAACGCCAUCAGCUACGAGGCCUUCAAGGAGCAGCAGGCGCUGCUGCAGGUGCGGGCAGGGCAGGGGCAAAAGGGACAAAAGGGACUCGCUCGGCCGCCCCCAGGCUGGGAGAGGUGACGGGACGGGGGAGGCAUCGCCGUGGGCACCAUGGGGCUGGAGCGAACAGGAGUCCUGUGGGGGCAGCACCCAGCACACGUCCCUGUGGGGCACAGCCCGAGGGGCACAGCCCGUGGGGCACAUCCCGUGGGGCACAUCCCGUGGGGCACAUCCCUGUGGGGCACAUCCCGUGGGGCACAUCCCGUGGGGCACAGCCCUGCAGGGCACAUCCCGUGGGGCACAGCCCGUGGGGCACAUCCCAUGGGGCACAUCCCAUGGGGCUCAUCCCUGUGGG